Chenopodium quinoa (quinoa) is the source of this 1275-nucleotide messenger RNA. RefSeq lists its product as uncharacterized. Lineage: Eukaryota; Viridiplantae; Streptophyta; Magnoliopsida; Caryophyllales; Amaranthaceae. Gene Ontology annotation, molecular function: nucleic acid binding; zinc ion binding. Bases 1 to 1275 code for a protein of 424 amino acids. The transcript has a single exon. The record is from RefSeq and is a predicted model, not a curated record.
AUGUUCCUGCAUCGAAUUGGAUCUAAAACUGGCCGUGUGAUUAGCAUUGAUAGAAACACUAAAGCCAUGAGUAGAGGCCAAUAUGUUAGAUUCAUCUUUGAAGUUGAUGUGUCGAAACCCCUGUUAUCGAAAUUUAGAUUGAAUGGUAGGGUAUGGAGGAUCCAAUAUGAAGGAUUGAAACAAAUUUGUUUCAAGUGUGGGAGACUUGGACAUAAAGAACACAAGUGUUCAUUACAGAUUGUUGUAGAUGAAAAUGGUGAGCAACGUCUUCAGAAGAUCGAUGAACCACAAAACCAGGCUCAAGUUUGUUCUAGACCUGAGGAAAGCGAUCAAUUUGGCUCUUGGAUGUUAGUCCAGAGGACUAAUAGAAAGAAUGUGGCUAAGACCAAAGUUGAUCCGAAGAAGCAACCAGAGAAUAAUAAGUCCAAGGGUGCCGAGACUAGUGCUAAGGGGCAAGAGAAGCCUAAGGUUAAAAAGAAGCAGGUUAGGAACUCUAACCUUGGUCAGGAGGGUACAAAACAAAAGGAGGGUCCAAGCGGGUCAAGGUUCAUGGUCUUAGAUCAAGAAGAGGAUAUGGAAAUCAAUGAGGAAGAUCUCAAAGGCAAUCCUACCAAGAAUAUCUUGAAGGCAAAUGUCAACUCUUUGACUAAGGGAAGUGGCAAUAUUUUGAAUGGGGCAAUUAAUUUGGGUGAAGAUAUAUCUGUAGAAAGUGAGGAUAUUCCUCUACAGCAUAAAUCUCUCAAUGAGAUGGAAAUUGAUUUCGUAAGCCAAUCACCAAUUAAUUUAGCAGAAUCUUUGCAUAAAGAUAGGUCCUCCCAACUGAAAAUAAAAGAUAUGAAAUCUUCUCUCAAAAAUAAUCCCCUUGGCAUAAAUAAAAAAAUUGAUUUUCCUAAAUUUAAGGAAAAUAUUGAUCCUAAGAUUUCUGAUAAUUAUGGAAAAGAUAUUCUAAAAUCUUUUUCAGAAAAUCCGAAAUCGUACAGUCCUCCAGUUAUUCAUCCGGAUUUUUCCAUUGCUUCUCACACACCUACUGCCCUUCGAGACCAUUCAAACUCAUCGUCUGUGAAGCAAGAUAAAUUAUCCUCGAGUCCCAAUUACUUUGGAGAACCGAAUCCCCCCAUCAUACACAACGUUCAUGGAUUACCUGAAGGACGGACCAACUCAGGUUCUAGUCCAUCCCCUAGCGAACAAAGGUCAUCUCCAAGUGAGUACGUUCCUACCACCGAGACACAAUCCCCCGGAUAUGUUGUUCACAGUAGAAAUACCAAUGAAAACUGA